GGGUUUAAUAUGAACGGGGUUGGCCCUUAUCGUUGGGACCUUUCUUUCUUUCUUUUUGUAACGUCGUGACUACUUUUUUGCGAUGCCUCCCAUGCGGUUUCUGAUUCCCAAAGACUUAUCGAUAGACAUCUGAUCGAGAUUUGUCGCGCUGUUUUACUUUGCUUUUUCCCGUUGUCAACAUACACAGACAUCUUCCUUCCUGGAAAAGCAAUCCUAAGCGGCCAGACUUGAGGUGACCUUGACGGAGCUUCACGAACACGAGAACACCUCAGUCGAUCUUCUUCCACGCACACCCAAACCCAAUUGCGCGAUUCCAACCCUCGAUCGAAUAUUUCGCCGGCCUACCUUCGAGGCUUCACUCCCAACCACCGUAAACCCUCCUCACAUCCUUCACCAUGGUGAACAUCUUCGACCUCAUAUCUCAAAAAAUCGAGCUCUUCCGCCUGGAGCAGAGAUACACCCGCAGGCGCAACCGACGCAGCACAUUUGUCUCGGAAGCACAAUACGUUGACGGGGAAUACAUCUACUCCCCAACCUCCACAUAUUCAGCAAAAUGUAGCGCAGGCGGCAGUGACAGCGAGGAAGAGAGCAGGAGCAAGGAAAGCAAGGAAAGCAAAGGGAGCAGACGACUGAGCAAGAUGGGUCUGGAUAAGAUGGAUUGGCGAAAAGGGAGAGAGGACAAGAGACAGAGCCGGAUCAGUGUGCGGGAAGUAAAGUGGGAUGAGGGUCUGCGGACUUAGAGAUAUUGGUGGGAGAGGAGGGAGAGGUGUAUCUUGUGUUGCGUGCAUUUGCAGCGAUACGUGAAGCGAACGUUUAUGUCUUUAUGAUUAUUCUUGAUGCUGGUAUUGGACACGCGCCCGCUCACAACGGACAUUUCUUGUUUAUAGAUUUUUAUUUCAUGAGAGGAGCUGGAUCAUGGCCAAUCAAAACGUGUUACAUACACCUUGGUCCGGGAGUCUAGGCACUGUUCAUAUGUUACCUACGAAAUCAUUUUGAGAGAGGCUUUUGCCUUCAUCAUCAAAUGGAACCAAAACCUUGUCUUGGAUGUUUGAAGGCUGUUUCUCUGUUGCGAAACUGGUAUCGGUGUGUUAAUGAUCCUGAAUUAAAACUCCGUUGUCAAGGUUGUCGCACAAGGUAGAUCUUAUUAAUAUGGAAGGCUGCCAAAUUAUGCCCCUCGCUGUCACCGGGGGUGCCUGCCUC
This is a messenger RNA of Hyaloscypha bicolor E, 1200 nucleotides long. RefSeq lists its product as uncharacterized. Bases 396 to 740 code for a protein of 114 amino acids. The record is from RefSeq and is a predicted model, not a curated record. NCBI's taxonomy places the organism in Eukaryota, Fungi, Ascomycota, Leotiomycetes, Helotiales, Hyaloscyphaceae. The transcript has a single exon.